Molecule: messenger RNA, 5944 nt
Organism: Oreochromis niloticus (Nile tilapia)
Lineage: Eukaryota; Metazoa; Chordata; Actinopteri; Cichliformes; Cichlidae
Gene: crtac1b
Product: cartilage acidic protein 1b
Exons: 16
Coding region: 204-2201 (665 amino acids)
Biological process (GO): axonal fasciculation
Molecular function (GO): calcium ion binding
Source: RefSeq, a predicted model, not a curated record
UCUUUUGGAAGUUGUGUAAAGGGAAUAAGUGGGGAAAAACCCUUGAGAUAAAGGCUGUGUAGCUCUCUCUCUCUCUCGCUCUCUCUCACCGUCCCUGGUGUCAGUUCGCUGGAGGAUUUUGUCGGAGUUUCCCGAGCGUCUCUGCAUCUUGAGGGUGUCCUUCACAGAAAAGAGCUUCUGCAAAAGUGUGUUUGAAAGUGAAGAUGUUGCUGGCUCUUUGUCGCAGUGUUAUCAGGAUCAGAGCUGGGCAGGAAUUCUCCAGAAAGCACAUGCUGAUGUUGCACGCUGUGGUAAGGAUGUUGUUGUGGCUGGUUUUGUUCCUGCCCGCCCUCUCGGUGGCUCAGAGGUCAGAGCCCGUGUUCUCAGCUAUAACCAAGACCGUCCUUCCUCCAGACUACGACAACAACCCCACCCAGCUCAACUAUGGCGUGGCUGUCACUGAUGUGGACGGGGAUGGAGACCUGGAGAUAUUUGUAGCUGGCUACAACGGCCCGAACCUGGUGCUAAAGUACGACAAACAGAGGAAAAGGCUUGUCAACAUCGCUGUUGACAACCGUAGCUCCCCAUUCUAUGCCCUGAGAGACCGUCAAGGCAACGCCAUCGGAGUGACAGCUUGUGACAUCGAUGGAGAUGGACGGGAAGAGAUUUAUGUCCUCAACACCAAUAACGCCUUCUCUGGUCGGGCAACAUACUCUGACAAGCUGUUUAAGUUCCGUAAUGGGCGCUUUGAAGAUCUGCUGAGCGAUGAUAUUAACGAACACAGAGACGUAGCCAACCCUAUGGCUGGGCGCUCAGUGGCCUGUGUGGACAGAAAGGGUACUGGUCGUUAUUCUAUCUACAUAGCAAACUACGCCAGUGGCAACGUGGGCCCUCAUGCGCUCAUAGAAAUGGAUGAGGCAGCGAGUGACCUUUCGCAGGGCGUCGUUGCCCUCUCCAACGUGGCAGAGCAGGCUGGAGUCAACAAAUUCAUUGGAGGAAGAGGUGUCGUGGUGGGUCCCAUUGUCAGUCAGACUCUGUCUGAUGUGUUUUGCGACAAUGAGUACGGUCCAAACUUCUUGUUCAGGAACAAUGGCGAUGGAACUUUCACGGAUGUGGCACAGCAGGCUGGUGUAGAAGACCCCAUGCAGCACGGCAGAGGGGUAGCUCUUGCAGACUUCAACCGUGACGGUAAGACGGACAUCGUCUACGGGAACUGGAACGGACCUCAUCGGUUGUACAUGCAGCUCAGUAACCGCAAGCAAAAGUUUAAGGACAUAGCAUCCCAGAAGUUUUCCAUGCCCUCUCCGGUUCGAACUGUUAUCGCUGCAGACUUUGACAAUGACAACGAGUUGGAGGUGUUCUUCAAUAACAUCGCUUACAGAGGCCCCUCCGCCAACAGACUCUUUAGGGUGAGCAGGAGAGAACAUGGAGACCCCCAGAUAGAAGAGUUGAAUAUCGGGGAGGCAGCAGAGCCUGAAGGACGAGGAACCGGAGCGGUAGCUACAGACUUUGAUGGGGAUGGGCGCCUGGACCUGCUGGUGUCUCACGGUGAAAGUGCAGCACAGCCUCUCUCUGUCUACAAAGUCAACCAGGGCAAUGCAAACUCAUGGCUGAGAGUGAUUCCCCGGACAAAAUUUGGUGCUUUUGCCAGAGGAGCUAAAGUGGUUGUAUAUACAAAAAAGAGUGGCCCACACACAAGAAUAAUUGAUGGCGGCUCAGGCUACCUCUGUGAGAUGGAGCCUGUCGCCCACUUUGGCCUCGGCAAGGAUGUGGCCACCAGUGUGGAGGUGUUCUGGCCAGAUGGCCGUUCAGUAGCCCGGGCCCUCGAGCCGUCAGAGAUCAACUCAGUGCAGGAGAUCCACUAUCCAAGAGAUGAGGAGGAAGUUACUCCUACUGUGGAAAUAGAGUGUGGUCACGGGUUUGCUUUGAAUGAGAAUGGCCGCUGCACGGAUCAAGAUGAGUGUACCCAGUUCCCCUCUGUGUGUCCCUCUGACCGCCCUGUCUGCACCAAUACCUAUGGUAGCUAUAAGUGCCGCGCCAAGAGAAGAUGCAACCAGGGCUUUGAGCCCAACGACGAUGGGUCAGCCUGUGUGGCCCAGGUGGCUUACUUUGGGGGAACGCGGUCUUCUGGGGAGCGCAAAUGCUCGGGCCUUACUUUCCGGCUGCUCCCCGUCUCUCUGCUACCACUCAUCUCUACCAAUCUCUAUUCUGGACUGCUGUAGCUGUGACUGUUUUCUCCCCUUCCUAACUCUUUCCACUACUAAAAGUGGAUGUACAGAAACUCUGAGAGCAAACUUUUCACUAAAAAAGAAAAAUUCCUCUUCACCUUCUCCUCUAUGGAUCUAUGCUAUCUUUACCCAUCAGCUAUUUACAGUCUCGCCUCCUGGUCAUCCGCUGCUUUGUGUCACCUCUUGGCUCCCGGCCCCCUCUGGACUAUAAAGAAACAUACAGGGAGCAUGCUUGCUGGGAGCUACAGGGUUCAGAACUAACUGUGCCACACCCGCAGAGUCCUCACGUCAUCACCUGGCACUUAUCUUAGUGGGACCUGAAACAAGGCCAAGUCAAUAAGAGGAGCUUCGGCAUAGAAACCGCUGCGCAUACAGCAAACAGAUCUACUGGCACCACAGACCACAUUCAUUAGAGACACGCUGAGCCCCAUCUGUAUAUCCAAAAUGCCACUAUGGUAAUCCUUACAAUGUCACUCUCAUUCUUAUUAUGCGCUUACUGGGAUGCCGAGGAACACCGGGUCUCCAAACUGUAUGUUUUGAGUGUGUAUUAAUGUGUUUGCAUGGCUGUGUGAGCCUCAGUGUACUGGGUCCAAAGAGGCAGUCGCGUAGGGGAACAUAUGCCAGACCAUCUGUCUCCGAUGGUAGGUUACAUUUUGUUACACAUGAAUUAUACAACAGCACAGAGAAGAAGGCAAACACAUGUGUGUGUGUGUGUAUGUGUGUGUGUAUGUGUGUGUGUUUGUGUGCGUGCGUGUGAGCACAGGAUGAGGCAGAUUUUAAAUUUUUUGGAAAGUGUACUAAAACAUAUCACUGUAGGCAUGCGCAAAGAACAUGAUGACAAAAGGAAAACACCUAAAACUGAACUGAACAGUGCACUUAAUUUAUGUUGGUGUUUCUCCUUCUGUUACACUGUGAUUACAAUCAUGGACUCAACAUGCAUUAAAAGCUGCUGUUCUUACAUUUUAAAGUGUGCAAAAUAAAGCAGCAGUCUUCAAGAUUCCAGUCCUGACUGAUUUGGGGACUCCUACAGGUCUUCUUUUGCAACUGGAUAUUGGUACGAUAUCGCCGCCACAAGGAAUCCAUCAUGCCAGUGCUCACAGCCAGACCACAGUCAGUUUGGAGCAGUUGGUAUCGAGAAACUACUGAGACAAGCUUUGUGUGUUUUAGUUCUGACAGUACAUAGAUGAUUAAUCCAAACAACUGCCGAGUAUUUUUCGUAGCGACCACCUUCGAAUGCAUUUUAAGAGCAAAAAUAUUCAGUCUACCAGAAAAGCUUUCUGGUAGACUGAAUAUUUUUAUUCCUUUUACAUUGUUUUUAGGGGUGGAUAAAAUCCUAGUUUGGGUUAAAUUACACCCUGUCAAAAACAAGAACUGUGCCCUGCAGAGGCUUUGUGACAGAAAGCAUUAAAGCAAACCUACCUUUGAUGUGGCAGCAGAAAAUUCUCAGUUUGCUUUAAAGGUAGCUUUUUUUCACCGCUAAUGAUGCCACAGGCACCUAGUUGGAAAUAAUAAUAAUCUUUGAGACUGCCGCUUUAAGUUUUAAGUGCACUAAAGCAUUCCUAAUAGUUUUCCACAUAAUAUAAAGCUUGACAAGUUGAAGUGGCAUUCAGUAGUUUUGUUGCUCUUACAAGACCAAAAUCCCCAAUGUCUCUUAUUACUUUCCAAGUCCCCUAAUCUAUCUGUGACAUUGUGACUCAAGCUCAGCUACAGUUUAGCCUUAAAAAUGAAUUUCUUAAUAUAUCAUUUCCUAAAACAGUGGUAUGCUGGUGUUUACACUGACUGUACAAUGCAGAUUUGGUUUGCAGUGGGACGAGGCAUUGACUUGUUUAAAAAAAGUUCCCGUGUACAUAAAAUGAAGGCACAUUGGUAAAUGUGUAGCUCAGUUACAAAGGCAUAAGAUCUAAUUCUUUAUUUUGGUGUUUUUAAAGGAUUUGUUGACAAUGACAUUAAAAACAAAUAUAUGGAAAAAUGGAAGAAAGUGGCUUUUUGAUGAGUCGUGAUUUGCACACAGUGAGGUUUCACAUAGCGUUCAGUGUGAAACCUUCGCUACAGCGGACUAAAAUACAUAAAACAUGUGGAGCUCUUCAUUUUUAUUAAAAGCUACAGAUCUUUUUGCCUUAUUGCCAUGUUUCUUGAAGCGUUUGGGAAACGAAUAAAUACUUUGGCCAAAAACAAAAAAGACGACCAAAAAGCGAAAGCAUUUUCCUCCACUCCACGAUGACGGCGCGUUGACUGACAGGUUUUUGCUUCCAUAUAAUUCUGCAGGGGCACAUCACUUGUUGCAACACAACCUUCAACUUAUCCAGUGUUCGACCACAAUCAGUGUCACAGCAGGGGAUAAUGUUCUUUAUUAAAUGUUGGCCAGCGCAAUUCUCCAGAGAAGCGAAUGUCUUUGUAUGAUUCAUGGAUUCAUCCCUACUCGCUUGCUGAGGCAAGUGUUACAUAUAUUUUGGAAAUUCUUAACCACAAACCUCACACAUUCCACUGAAGCUCCAGCGCUACUCUCUGCCCCGUGACAUCUGUCCUUGAGCCUCUUAAUGAGCUGGACCCAAACUCCAGAUGCCACCUGUAAAUAUCACACAUUUCAGAGGUUUUGGGAGCUGAACUCAGUUCUCUCUUUUUUAAUGAAAACAAAGAGGCAUCAGAACAUGAAAAACUAAUAAGCAAAUGAUGAUGGAUGUGUUAAAGCAAUUAAAACGAAUCACCACAGAUCCCUGUUGGAUCUAUGCUGACAUUGUUGUGACACCCUCCGUGAAAGCCAAAGAACCUUGAGAUUGAGUGCUCAGUGAGACAAAGUCCACUUAAACAUUUUAACGUUUUCUCAAAAAUUAUGUCAGAGGUUCAACUGAGGUUCCUCUUGAGCUGUUAUUGGACUGUAAGGAGAGAACCCAAACCUUUUUCUACUUUCUUGCACGCUGUUGGGUCUGACUUGAACAGAACAAGGACUUGUGUAAGCUCACAGUUUGCAUAAAUAAUUGGAUCGGAAAGUGUUCAUUAUAUUUGCACAGUUUCAAAGGACAGCGUGCAAAUAUAUUUUUGUUUUUUUUAACCCUGUUUAGCAUAUUUAAUGUCCACAGUGCUCAAAACAAUCUACUGUCAAAGACAUCUAGUAUAUAUAUUUUCCUAUAACUGUGUUGAAGUGGGUUGUAAAAUUUCAGCUGAUUGUAAAGUUUGUAGAGAAAAGUUAGGAUUCUGGUAAAUAGAAAUGGCGACUCCUGUCGACAUGUACAUGCUAAAAUAUGCUGUGUGCCGUAUUUACUGUGUCUACUCGAUCUACUCUAACAUGCAGGGUGUCUUUGCAUUCACAGCUUAUUCUAUGUAUGGAAGGACUGGAAAAUAAUAAAUACACACUGUUCACUGUGAUGAAUUAGUUGCUCAACCACUGCAAAUGUACCUGGAAGCAAAAACAUUUUUUGGAUAGAGUGGAUGAGCAUGCACAUGUGAUAUCAUCAGAUACACUUAGAGCAUAGUGUUUAGUGGGAAAGGAUGUAAUUAGAAAAAAAAUCACUUUGUGAGUCUUAAAAUUGCAAAAUGUGUCUGAAUAUUGUCUGUGAAUAACAUCCAAGAACCUGAGGGAGGAAGCUGAGUGUGUGUGAUUGUGUGUGUGUGUGUGGGUGGGUGUAUGUCGUAUCUGGCAUGGUCAGUGCCAUUGCGUUAUUUGCAUCCCAGAGGCUCCAGCUGUUUUUCUCUCUGCAGGAAUGAACUUGAGAGUAGAGAUGUCCCUGUGCAAAAUAAAA